AUGGCAGGAUGCGGAUGGUCCUUUCAAUCUCCCCAAGGACGUAUUCUGCUUAAUGUCUCUUGCACUCACCUCAACGUCAAAUCGCCUCUACAAGCGGAAGCACUGGCCGUUCGGGAAGUCAUCCUCAAAGCCAAGUCUCUCGGUUACUUAAACAUCUCUCUUAAAUCAGACUGUCAAGGGCUGCUUGCAGCUAUCAACUCGAAGUUCCCUCCGGCUGAGCUCUUCGGAAUUAUCCGGGACAUUGAGAAUCUAUCUAUUUCAUUUACCGCAUGUUCCUUUAUGUUUGUUUCUCGUUCCUCUAACUCCUUGGCUGAUUCUUUAGCCAAGAGAGCCCUCUGUAAUGGACUCGUCCAAAAACUAGCUUUCCACUUUUAA
Molecule: messenger RNA, 375 nt
Organism: Brassica oleracea var. oleracea
Lineage: Eukaryota; Viridiplantae; Streptophyta; Magnoliopsida; Brassicales; Brassicaceae
Exons: 1
Coding region: 1-375 (124 amino acids)
Molecular function (GO): nucleic acid binding; RNA-DNA hybrid ribonuclease activity
Source: RefSeq, a predicted model, not a curated record